UGUGGCGGCGGGAGCGGGUGGCGGCGGCGACCAAGACGGAGGUGGAGGCGGAGGGGGACUGUCCACUGGUCGCCGCGGAGAGGCGUGCGAGGCCGAGUCGAGCCCCGACGACGACCCUGCUGCCCCAGCCCGGCCGCCAGCCACGGGCUGGUCUCUGGCAGCUGCAGCUGCGCGGCGACCCCCAUCCCUCCGGCUCCGCUGCCCACCCCACCGCCCGCAGUCUUCCUCCUCUUGCUGCGCGCCCGGCCCGGCCUGGCCGUGGCCCUCCUCGGUGCCGGCCGCCAUGGCAGAGGCGUCCGGCGCGGGGGAAAUCUAGCCCGGGGAUUUCAUGCGGCCUAGCUUGGUUCCGCCUCCUCCUCCCGCGGCCCCGGCGGCUGCCUGCACCCCAGCCCUACUCCGGGCCUCCGUGUGUCUCCUGUGAUCGUACUGACACGGCCGGGGGGUUAGAAUGGAACAAAGUGAAGGCCCGAUGAGAGAAAGGGAAAGUUAAGGAUGCUGGAGCAGAACAAUGGAUUUCUCUUUCUCUUUCAUGCAAGGGAUCAUGGGAAACACAAUUCAGCAACCACCUCAACUCAUUGACUCCGCCAACAUCCGUCAGGAGGAUGCCUUUGAUAACAACAGUGACAUUGUUGAAGAUGGUGGCCAGACACCAUACGAAGCUACCUUGCAGCAAGGCUUUCAGUACCCACCUACAACAGAAGAUCUUCCUCCACUCACGAAUGGCUACCCAUCAUCAAUCAGCAUGUACGAAACUCAAACCAAAUACCAGUCCUAUAACCAGUAUCCCAAUGGGUCGGCCAAUGGCUUUGGUGCAGUUAGAAACUUUAGCCCCACUGACUAUUACCAUUCAGAAAUUCCAAACACAAGACCACAUGAAAUUCUGGAAAAACCUUCUCCUCCACAGCCACCACCUCCUCCUUCAGUACCACAGACUGUGAUUCCAAAGAAGACUGGCUCACCUGAAAUUAAACUAAAAAUAACCAAAACUAUCCAGAAUGGCAGGGAAUUGUUUGAGUCUUCCCUUUGUGGAGACCUUUUAAAUGAAGUACAGGCAAGUGAGCACACAAAGUCAAAGCAUGAAAGCAGAAAAGAAAAGAGGAAAAAAAGCAACAAGCACGAUUCAUCUAGAUCUGAAGAGCGCAAGUCACACAAAAUCCCCAGAUUAGAACCAGAGGAACAAAAUAGACCAAAUGAGAGGGUUGACACUGUAUCAGAAAAACCAAGAGAAGAUCCAGUACUGAAAGAGGAGCUCCCGGUUCAGCCGAUGUUACCUUCUGUUCCAACAACAGAAGUGUCCGCUGGUGUUAAGUUCCAGGUUGGCGAUCUUGUUUGGUCUAAGGUGGGAACCUAUCCUUGGUGGCCUUGUAUGGUUUCAAGUGAUCCCCAACUCGAGGUUCACACCAAAAUUAACACAAGAGGUGCCCGGGAAUAUCACGUCCAAUUUUUUAGCAACCAGCCAGAGAGGGCGUGGGUUCACGAAAAGCGGGUCCGAGAGUACAAAGGUCACAAACAGUAUGAAGAACUACUGGCCGAGGCGACCAGACAAGCCAGCAAUCACUCUGAGAAACAGAAGAUUCGGAAACCCCGGCCUCAGAGAGAACGUGCUCAGUGGGAUAUCGGCAUUGCCCACGCAGAGAAAGCAUUGAAAAUGACCCGGGAGGAAAGAAUUGAACAGUAUACUUUUAUCUACAUUGAUAAACAGCCUGAGGAGGCUUUAUCCCAAGCAAAAAAGAAUGUUGCCUCCAAGGCUGAAGUUAAAAAAACCCGAAGGCCAAGAUCAGUGCUGAAUACUCAGCCAGAACAGACCAGUGCAGGCGAGGCGGCCUCCUCACUAUCAGGUACUGAAAUUCGGAGACACAGCCAGAGGCGGCACACAAGCGUGGAAGAGGACGAACCACCUCCUGUUAAAGUAGCCUGGAAAACGGCAGCUGCGAGGAAAUCCUUACCAGCUUCCAUCACAAUGCACAAAGGGAGCCUGGAUUUGCAGAAGUGUAACAUGUCUCCAGUUGUGAAAAUUGAACAAGUGUUUGCUCUUCAGAAUGCUACAGGAGAUGGGAAAUUUAUCGAUCAGUUCGUUUAUUCAACGAAGGGAAUUGGUAACAAAACAGAAAUAAGUGUCAGGGGACAAGACAGACUUAUAAUUUCUACACCAAACCAGAGGAAUGAAAAGGCAACUCAGAAUAUGUCAUCUCCGGAAACAGCAUCUGGUCCUGCAGGCUCAGUAGAAAAGAAGCAACAGAGAAGAUCCAUUAGAACCCGUUCUGAAUCAGAGAAAUCCACUGAGGUCGUGCCAAAGAAGAAGAUCAAAAAGGAGCAGGUUGAAACAGUUCCUCAGGCUACAGUGAAGACUGGAUUACAAAAAGGUGCCAGCGAGAUUUCAGAUUCCUGUAAACCUCUAAAGAAAAGGAGCCGCGCCUCAACUGAUGUAGAAAUGGCUAGUUCCACGUACAGAGACACGUCUGACUCCGAUUCCAGAGGACUGAGUGACCUGCAGGUAGGCUUUGGAAAGCAAGUCGAUAGCCCUUCAGCUACUGCAGAUGCAGAUGUUUCUGAUGUGCAGUCCGUGGACUCAAGUUUGUCAAGAAGAGGCACUGGAAUGAGUAGGAAGGACACUGUAUGUCAGAUCUGUGAAAGCUCUGGGGAUUCUCUGAUUCCUUGCGAGGGAGAGUGCUGCAAACACUUCCACCUGGAGUGCCUGGGACUGACAUCAUUCCCUGAUGGAAAGUUCAUCUGCGUCGAAUGUAAAACUGGAGAGCACCCGUGUUUUUCAUGUAAAGUGUCUGGUACAGACGUGAAGCGUUGCUCUGUUGGUGCUUGUGGGAAAUUUUACCAUGAAGCCUGUGUCCGCAAAUUCCCCACUGCCAUCUUUGAAUCAAAAGGAUUCCGCUGUCCCCAGCACUGCUGCUCUGCCUGCUGUAUGGAGAAAGAUAUCCACAAAGCAAGUAAAGGUCGCAUGAUGAGAUGUUUGAGGUGCCCAGUAGCCUACCACUCUGGAGAUGCUUGCAUUGCUGCCGGCAGCAUAUUUGUGUCUUCCUACGUUCUCAUCUGUAGUAAUCAUUCCAAACGGAGCAGUAACUCUUCCUCUGCUGUAAAUGUAGGCUUUUGUUUCGUUUGUGCAAGAGGGCUGAUAGUGCAGGACCAUUCAGACCCCAUGUUCAGUUCCUAUGCCUAUAAGUCCCACUACCUACUGAACGAAUCAAAUCGUGCAGAGUUGAUGAAAUUACCUAUGAUUCCUUCUUCGUCAGCUUCCAAAAAGAAAUGUGAGAAAGGUGGAAGAUUGCUCUGCUGUGAGUCGUGCCCGGCUUCCUUCCACCCGGAGUGCCUGAGCAUAGAGAUGCCAGAAGGCUGCUGGAAUUGCAAUGACUGUAAAGCUGGCAAGAAACUACAUUACAAGCAGAUUGUUUGGGUCAAAUUGGGAAAUUACAGGUGGUGGCCAGCGGAGAUCUGCAACCCCCGGUCUGUGCCACUCAACAUCCAGGGCCUCAAGCACGACCUGGGGGACUUCCCCGUGUUCUUCUUCGGUUCUCACGACUACUACUGGGUACACCAGGGCAGAGUGUUCCCUUACGUCGAAGGAGACAAAAGCUUUGCUGAGGGACAGACUAGUAUUAACAAGACCUUCAAAAAAGCGUUGGAAGAAGCUGCAAAACGUUUCCAGGAAUUGAAAGCGCAAAGAGAAAGUAAAGAAGCACUAGAGAUUGAAAAAAACUCAAGAAAACCCCCUCCUUACAAACACAUCAAAGCUAACAAAGUGAUAGGAAAGGUACAGAUCCAGGUUGCAGACCUGUCAGAGAUUCCCCGCUGUAACUGCAAGCCGGCUGACGAGAACCCGUGUGGCUUGGAGUCCGAGUGCCUGAACAGAAUGCUGCAGUACGAGUGUCACCCGCAGGUGUGCCCGGCAGGGGAGCGCUGCCAGAACCAGUGCUUCACCAAGAGGCUCUACCCGGAUGCAGAAAUCAUCAAGACGGAGCGGAGAGGCUGGGGCCUCAGGACCAAAAGGAGCAUCAAGAAGGGUGAAUUUGUAAAUGAAUAUGUUGGCGAAUUAAUUGAUGAGGAAGAAUGCAGAUUGCGAAUCAAGCGAGCCCACGAGAACAGUGUAACUAAUUUUUAUAUGUUAACUGUUACCAAGGACCGUAUCAUUGACGCCGGCCCGAAGGGGAAUUAUUCUCGCUUUAUGAACCACAGUUGUAAUCCAAACUGUGAAACGCAGAAGUGGACGGUGAAUGGAGACGUUCGAGUUGGCCUUUUUGCUCUUUGUGACAUUCCUGCAGGGAUGGAGCUAACAUUUAAUUACAACCUGGACUGUCUGGGCAAUGGCAGGACGGAGUGCCACUGCGGGGCGGAUAACUGCAGUGGUUUCCUCGGCGUGCGGCCAAAGUCGGCAUGUGCAUCCACAACUGAAGAAAAGGCAAAAAACGCUAAGCUGAAGCAGAAGAGACGAAAAAUCAAAACAGAGCCGAAGCAGCUGCAUGAGGAUCACUGCUUCCAGUGCGGGGACAGCGGCGAGCUGGUCAUGUGCGACAGGAAGGAUUGCCCCAAAGCCUACCACCUGCUCUGCCUCAACCUGCCCCAGCCGCCCUACGGAAAGUGGGAGUGCCCGUGGCAUCAGUGCGAUGAGUGCGGCGGCGCAGCUGUGUCCUUCUGUGAGUUCUGUCCACGUUCGUUUUGCAAAGAUCAUGAAAAGGGGGCUCUGGUGUCCUCCGCUCUGGAAGGCCGUCUCUGCUGCUCUGAACAUGACCCUGUAUCUCCCGUGUCACCCGAAUACUGGAGCAAGAUCAAAUGUAAAUUGGAAUCACAGGAUCAUGGAGAAGAAGUCAAAGAAUAAAUGGGCAGUGAUUUCCUUCUUUUUUUAUUGAAACGAAGAAAGGAAAAGAAAAAAGUAGAGAAUGCGUUAGUACAAGAAGAGACCGCUGCAGUGCAUACAGCCUUGGCCAUCAGCGCUGCCCUAUUAAAGUGAAGAUGGGGAACCAGGCCGUGCAGGCAGAAGCCGUUGGUGGGAUCUGGUUUUUCAGUUUCGUCCUGUCAGCUUGGGGAUUCUUUUGUGGAGGGUUAGGUUCCCUUGGUCUUUUCUUGCCUUUUAUUGUGCUUCAAUGCCUUUGCAGCUGGCAAAAGAGAUGUCUUCGCUUUUAAAAUAAGAACAAAGAGAAGAAGUUCUGUUAAUGAGAUAAAUUUAAAGUCUAGGAUGUGUUCCUUGGGUGUAAAAAGCAAAAGUAGCCAUCAUUCCUUUAUUUAUUUUCAUUUUUAAAAAUUUUGAGAAGUGUAGUUCAGAUAGUCUAAUCUGUGUGUGUGUGUGUCUGUGUGUGUGUGUGUGUGUGUGUGUGUGUGUUUUAAGUAGGAAUUGCAGAAAGCCCUCUAGAAAAGGGUAUGGUGGUCUUACAGACCGCUUUCCUGAGCAGCAGGGAGGCUGGCUUCGCUUUCCCUUCCAGACGCCUCUCGUAGUCUUAGAGAAGGGCUCUGUGGGAGUAUUGAAUCUGGCCUCUUGAAAUCAAAAGGCCUCAGUGAAUAUUACCUCUGUGGUCUUAAACUAGGUGGGCUUUCCGAUAUAACUUUACCUAGAAAGGUAUAUAAUGUGGUUGUUGGUUUUUUGUUCUGGAGAAAAAAAGAAAUCGAUGCCCUCACUGAGUUUGAAACGUUCUCCACUGAUAAUGGGUGUUUUUGAUGAAGUGUGUCUCUGUGGAUAUGAAUACAGAGUUAGAAUGGUCAUUCCUGUUGUCUUGACACACUGGUAAAGGCAGCUAAAGGGAGUUGAAAGGCACAGACCAAAAGUUGGGUCAAAUAAGCACCAUUUUCUAUCCAAUUUAAUGUACACCCUGGUCUGACUUGGAGAGAAUUAUGGGCAUUUUAAUUUUCUGUCUCUGCUUUCCUCUCCCAAGCAAACAUUCCCUUUGUCAGCUGACCACUCAGUCACGUGUCCUGGUGAAAACUACACAAAUGAAUUUGAACUGUAUUUGAAUAGAUCUUUUUGUUCAGUUCCUAAUUUGGGGGUGAAAGUGGUAGCACUUGUACUUCUACAGGGUAAAUGAGAGCCACACAAACACACUUCAUGGCAGGAAGCACUUAGGGAGAGCUCCACAGAAAGCAGUGAUAGCAGGAAUGGUUGGAGCUCAUAGACGCAAGUGAACCGGAAUAUCUGCCACAGAACUCACUUGCUUUUAAUGCUUAGGAAUAUGUAUAUUCCAGGAUUCCCUGUAUGAAUUAAUUAGUCCUGUCAGACAUUGUUGUAACACUGUACUAAGUAGAAGCCUAGGUUUAGCUUGAAUGAACGUCAACUUCUCUGUGAAUUUUGACUGCUAACAAUUGCCGGUACCUGGUAGCAUUUAUUUUCCCUCAGGAAGUACCCAGUGACCUUAUAAAGGCAGGGAAGAUAGAUGCUCCACAACAUUCCUUCAGUUGUGCUGUGUGUUCCUUUUCCUUAUCAAUUUACAACUCUUCUCUGGAAAAAAGAAGAAAAAAACCUGUUUUGUGCUUCUUUUUUUUUUUUCUUUGUAUGUAAAUGUGCAAUUAUACUGGAUUUUUUCUUGUUAAAAAAAACAAACAAAAAAACACUACAAUUCUUUUACUUAAGCUCCUAAACUGCCAUUUGCCUGAUUCCAGCAAAUAAUUCUGAGGUAACUUAUUGGGCCUCCAGUAAUUCUGUUGAUUAGAUAUGGUCCCAAAAGAAAGAGCAAGAUAGAAAAUGCUAUAUGUGUUACCAAAUGCGACUGCUACAAGUCACGUGAAUUACAGCUCACCAAAACACUAAAGUUUGCUCUUGAGCAAUCAUAUAGUUUGAUGUCCUUUUAAAAAAUAAUUUAAGAAAAUCUAGGUUUUAUCAUACUAAAACUUUAUUUUAUAUAUGUAUAUGAUAAAUGUUUGCUUUUUUAAACUUACUAACAUGAAGGAUUUCCUUUAAUAUCUGAAAUGCACCUCGUGUUGAAACGGUAUCCAACAUGGAAUCUUAUCUCCUUGCUUUGUUUUGGACUUAGUGCUAUUUAAUAUCUGGUGACUUUUAUAUGGUAAGCCAGGGUAUAUCCUGUAUACUACAAAUACCUUAGGUUUAAGUAUUUUUAUGCAGCUUCUUCAUUGUGUCACAUUUUGUUUGUGUAUCUGUAGCAGAGAUCUGCUGAGGUUUUUUAAUUUGGGGGGGGUGGGGGGUUGGCUAAUAGGGUUGUUCUGCCAUUUCAGAAAUCAGGGCGGAAAACACCAUCGGUGACCACAGCCAUGGGGUCUUGGUCCGCGAGUGUCCUUUAACGGUCUGGAACGUGGCUUUAGUCCUGGCAGUGCCAGGGAGCUCUCCUCACACCUCGUACUGUUGCCUAGUUUGUAUAUUUUAAAGGUGCAGGCUAUGGAAGCAGAAAAAGAAUAAGUUGUGCUUUAUAUGUGCAUAGUAUCCAUGCAGGGUGCUUGUCUGUGCUUCGCCAAUGAAAUUUUGCAAAAGACAUGUUGCUCACUGAUAGCUGGAAGUUGUUAUUUGUUAACUUUUCAAUCUGUCUGUGGUCAGAGCAUAAAUGGUUGGGUUUUAAUUCUUGUCCGAAAAUGAAAUAACUUAAAGCAGCAUGGGAUAACGGUGGCAUUUUUUUUAACCUUAUGUUGGUUCUUUGGUGGAAGAAGCGAACGUAAGAUUUUUGAUAAUCAGCAUAAAUCUUCAGAAAUCAGAUCUGUAAGAGCUAGAGGUGAAAUCCUGGAGGCCUUCCAGGCCCUGCGCCGGAGGGGGCGUGAGGAGUCCUGCCGCUGGCUGGGAAGGGAGGGGUGGACGGCCCUGUGCUCCCGGCAGGCCAGGCAGAAGCAGCUGGAGGGAGUGAGUCACUUCUUUAAUAUCUAAUCAGGGCUGGAAUUAGGAGUGGGGUGGGUUUUAUUUUCAUUUUUCUUUUAACAAGUUCCCACCCUAUCCUAAUUCUCAGAAAUUCUCUGGCCUAAGCUAUAAAAUAGGCUGACUUUUAGAAUCAUUGAAACUUGGAGAUUUCUAUGUGUUCAAAUCAGGAACACAUCUAAAAACUAAAAAAAAAAAAAAAAAAAAAAAGGCAGGGGGAAGGCUGCUCCCAGCUCCCAGCUGCCAUUUCCCCAGAGUAUUUGGAGGCACGCCUGUGAAUAACGCUGGGAAACUCACAACGAGAUGAUUGCGGAAAGGACUCAGACAGGGCGGCUGUUGGACACCUUUCUUUCCUGACUCAGGAAGUAGAGUUUCCCUUGAGUAGCUCGCUGCAUGGUGUGUUCCAGUCAGGGUCCAGCCCAGAUCUGCAGUUUGGAAACAGAUGGGCCAGCUGUGUGGAGCGCAGUCUCUGGACUCCCGGGGAUUUGUUGCUUGUCUCUCAUUUCAUUUUAAAACAGAAAGCUCUUCUUUAGUAUUCACCUUAAAGUCAAGGUACCGCCGCAUGCCAUGUCCCACUAGGAUAAGAGAACAAGUUACCGUGGCGUCUUGACAGCUUGGGAAGCUCACACUUGAUGUCCUUCUACAUUGGGAAGUUGCUUGUGCUGUGCAGUGCAAAUUCGACUUGAAUUACUUCUUAAAAGGCUGAUGUGUCCAGCCCCCUCAUUGUCCGAGCUGCUGCAGACAUGAUCACUUGGAACAACUUCCUUUGGCCUCAGGCCACCUAGAAUUGGUCUCUGGUUAUUUGUAAACAAACAGUAGAACUCGCUUCCCUUUCCAGAUAGGCUCGGGAAUAGAUAUAAUUAGACAGCUUUGCCCUAUAUUGACAAAUAGGAAGAGUUGGGAAUUUGUAUAUACUGAAAUCUACCGACAUUUAUCCGGGGUGGGGUACAGGGAGAAAGGGGGUUACAGUAGGGUAAGGGAGGGGGUGUAGUGUUUACCACAGGUACGAAGUAGCCACUUUAACACUGAGACCUCUGCCUCAUUGAAUUCAGGUUUUUUAAGUACUUGAAACUCCUCAGAUUCUCCUUAUUUUACAGUUAUUUUAAGAUUUAUGAAGUAGAAAGCAUUGUUUUGUAUACUGUUUUGUCUCUUACCCUCUUGAACUUGGAUUAAAGGCGAAGUUCUGCAGACGGAAGUGUCCACAGUAGUUCUCUCAGAUUCAGUGCACACGUUCGGGGAAGAGACUCCUGCAUGAAAUACCAGCAGCAUUUAUACGAGUACUUCAUAUGUAUGUUCUCUGUUUUGUUAUUUUGUCAACCUUAUCCCCAAGCACCUCUUCUUUCCUUUUAAUAUAUGCCUGCGUAGGGAAAAAAACAAAAAUUUGCACUUAUGUUACUCUCCUGAAAUGCUGGGUAUAACCUGUGUGUUUCAAACCCAUUUCCGUUCUUUUCAGUCCAUUGCUUAAGUGACAAGUUCAGGUUCGUGUGGCACAUAUGUACGAAGGAGGAAGAGAAUUACCUGUCCUUUGGUGGCGUCCCAGAGUCAUUAAUGUGUAAGAAAAAGGGAAAAGAUGAAUAGUUACCAAAGUCAUUUAUUCAGUCCUUCGUUUUCUUAUGUGACAUCACUGCACCUGCUACUUGGCAAGAAAGCACCCUCGGGUUUCCCUUCCCCACCUGCCACAGACUUCUGAUGUGUGUGAAUGCCUCUCGGUAUCCAUCAGAUGACCUAAAUGAGGGAUUCAAACUUGUCAGUUUAGAAGUGGACUGGAUAAAAUUUACUUUUACUUUGUUGUCACUAAUAUUGCUCUUUAUCUCAUUUGUGCUGUCACAUGCCCUGUGUUAAAAAAAAAAAGAAAGAAAAUCAUGUUGCCACUGAUAACCAAGAUGCUAAAUGAUGACUACAACUGGUUCUUUUUAUAUACAGGGGUGUGUGCAUAAUUGGAAUUGAUAGGAGAAAUUCAUUUGUAUCCACUUGUGAUAUUGCACAACAAAACACAGAUACCUACAGAUUCUGCUCUCAUUUCCUCGUGAUCUUUAUCUAUGAUAAUUACCUUUGUAGAUUGGUUAUUUCUGUACUUUAUCUGUAAUAAACUUUGUAGAUCCUGUGAACUGUUAUUUUUUGCCUAAAUCCCUUGAGACUUGAGUCUUUAAUAACAAAGCAUCAAUAUUCACUAAGUCAAUCUCUUUUGAGUUUCUGUGACUUGGCUAGAAGCUCUUGACACUAAAGAUUAGUGUUCAUUUUCCCUGGGGGUAUUCCACUAGGGCAUUACUGUAUAAUGACUUGAUGUUGCCACAUAGACUUCAAGAUAUAUGAUAUUUUGGGGAUUUUGUUGAUUGGCCUAUGUUUUAUUGCAUAGUGUGAAACGUGUAAAGCUUGGUUAACCUGUAUAUAGAUAGCUUAGUGUUGACUAGUUACGGUGUAUUAGCAUUGCCUGUAAUAUUUAAGCUUCUUACUACUGUGUGUGCUGGUAGGAACAUAUAAUUUUUGUACAUUAUAUUUACUGAGAUGCUGCCUUUCUUAUUUUACAAAUACUUUGGAAUUCAAAUGUGUUUUUUGCUUCCGUGAGGAUUAAUUUGGAAAGGUUUUUAAUGACAUUCCACUGAUUUCAGAUUUUGCUUGAGGUUGACUUCAAUAAAUUGUCCCGUAUGUUGCAAAUUAAA
Molecule: messenger RNA, 10449 nt
Organism: Aethalodelphis obliquidens (Pacific white-sided dolphin)
Lineage: Eukaryota; Metazoa; Chordata; Mammalia; Artiodactyla; Delphinidae
Gene: NSD3
Product: nuclear receptor binding SET domain protein 3
Exons: 24
Coding region: 509-4825 (1438 amino acids)
Cellular component (GO): nucleus
Molecular function (GO): histone methyltransferase activity
Source: RefSeq, a predicted model, not a curated record